Messenger RNA from Pistacia vera, 1747 nucleotides. RefSeq names its product serine carboxypeptidase-like 45. Lineage: Eukaryota; Viridiplantae; Streptophyta; Magnoliopsida; Sapindales; Anacardiaceae. The transcript is spliced from 10 exons. Gene Ontology annotation, molecular function: serine-type carboxypeptidase activity. Gene Ontology annotation, cellular component: vacuole. The record is from RefSeq and is a predicted model, not a curated record. The coding region runs from base 121 to 1515 and encodes 464 amino acids. Gene Ontology annotation, biological process: proteolysis.
AUAUAAUCCCCUCCCUACUGGCUACUACUGGUCUUCAUCUAAGCUCUUCUUUUCUCUUAUUCUCCUUAAAAGCACACUCUUUCUCUUUCUGGCUUCUUUAUUCUCUUACUGUAAAAAGCCAUGUCUUCUCUACACUGGAAAGUAGUAGCAUUGGUUUCAAUUUUGCUCCAGCUAUGCUUUUGCAUACUAGUGGAGUCCAAUCCUUCUUCUCAUUUUGAUAGAGUCACUUGGUUACCGGGUCAACCCCAAGUCGGGUUUCAACAAUAUUCGGGUUAUGUGACCGUCGAUGAGAAGAAACAGAGAGCUCUGUUUUACUACUUUGCUGAAGCUGAAAUAGAUCCUGCUUCUAAGCCUCUUGUUCUCUGGCUCAAUGGAGGUCCUGGUUGCUCUUCUCUGGGAGUUGGGGCUUUUUCUGAAAAUGGGCCAUUUAGACCCAGCGGAGAGGUGCUGGUCAGGAAUGAAUUUAGCUGGAACAGAGAAGCUAAUAUGUUAUAUUUGGAGACUCCAAUUGGAGUUGGGUUCUCUUAUUCAAGGGACACUUCCUCGUAUGAAGGCGUUAAUGACAAGAUUACUGCAAGGGACAAUAUGAUGUUCUUGCAGAACUGGUUUGUAAAAUUUCCUCAAUACAGAAAUAGAAGUUUGUUCAUCACAGGAGAGAGCUAUGCUGGCCACUAUAUACCCCAACUGGCCCAACUGAUGCUUGAGUUCAACAAGAAGGAGAACUUGUUCAAUUUGAAAGGAAUUGCUCUGGGAAAUCCAGUUUUGGAAUUUGCUACCGAUUUCAAUUCGCGGGCUGAAUACUUUUGGUCUCAUGGACUUAUAUCUGAUUCCACAUACACAAUGUUCACUUCUUUCUGCAACUAUUCCCGAUAUGUAAGUGAAUAUUACAGAGGCUCUGUCUCUCCCAUUUGUUCAAGGGUAAUGAGCCAAGUGACUAGAGAAACCAGUAGAUUUGUUGACAAAUAUGAUGUCACUCUUGAUGUUUGUAUAUCAUCUGUGCUCUCACAAUCCAAAGUCCUUACUCCCAAGCAAAUGGGUGAAAGAAUAGAUGUAUGUGUGGAAGAUGAAACUGUUAAUUAUCUUAACAGGAAAGAUGUGCAGCUGGCUUUACAUGCACGCCUUGUAGGAGUUCGUCGUUGGGACGUUUGCAGCAACAUCCUAGACUAUGAGCUACUUGACCUGGAGAUACCGACAAUCACAAUUGUUAGACAACUUGUUAAUGCAGGAAUCCCAGUUUUGGUGUACAGUGGUGACCAAGAUUCUGUUAUCCCAUUGACUGGAAGUCGAAAAUUGGUGAAUGAACUGGCAAAGCAAUUGAAGCUCAGAACCACUGUGCCUUACAGGGUAUGGUUUGAGGGGCAGCAGGUUGGUGGAUGGACCCAAGUUUAUGGUAAUAUCCUAUCAUUUGCCACCAUUAGAGGAGCAUCCCAUGAAGCUCCAUUCUCUCAGCCUGAGCGAUCACUUGUGCUUUUCAAGGCAUUCUUAGAUGGACAGCCUCUACCAGAAGCAUUCUGAUUUGCUGAUCAGGUCUUUGAUGGGAAUACAAAUUGGGAUUGUAAGUAAGUUUGAUUGCUAAAAAAGGUAAUUGUUAAUCGUCCUUGAGAGAAAUUGCAUUUGUUUGUUCCUUGUUUACCAAGUUUGUAAUUGUCCAUGUUAUGGUUGUACAAAAAUUUUGUAAAAUUUCAGAGAAAGGAAAAAUGUGUUCUUUGUGUACUUCUAAUGUUUUAUUAUAGCAUAAUAUAUCCAA